CGUCCGUUCAAACUAUGAAUGUUACACUCCGGCCGGAUCGCACUCUUUUGGAUCCAAAUUUUGAAUCCUACAAGCUCAGUUUAGAGAAAAUCCCGCAAUUUCAUUUUUCUGCGUCGAAUAAAAUCGCAUUCAAAUCACUUCCUGAAUCGCUGUCCAAACAGCAUGUACAAUCCUUCUCGCAUCAGAACUGUCUUACACUUGAUCCAUUUGUCCAGGGUGAUUUGUACUACGUAGAACUUGAUGGAUGUGUAAGUCUCGUUAGACUGUACUCAGCGCUUUCCAGAUAAGGCAUCUGCGUAUCCCACAGUGUGCUCACAAUUUUUGCCAAGGAACCUCGGUGUACUCCAUUCCAAAAUGGUCAGAUGUUACCAGCAAAAGCUCAAUGUUUUCUACUCUCACCUUUCCUUCGGAAACUCAUGCCGUCCUAUAUGAUGGCUGUGGUCACCUAUUCAUAUUUGAAACAAAACGCACGGGUUGUACAUUGCCCGAAUGGAAACUCUCAUCGGACGUGCAUCCACCACUCCAGUCUUGCGCAGCGCAGCUCCUGGAUUCCAUAAGCAUUGUAUCUUCUUCUGGUGAUGUGGAUUUGCAUUGCCUGUUGGCUUCUGUUGUGGAAAAGCCGGAUGACUUCCCUGUGCGCACGAAAUCCUCUUACGUAACUCAACUGGAGUGGCUUACCUAUCGACAAGCAGCCAAUGCAACCGAGUGGAUUCUCAGUCAACAUCGUCGACUGGUUGGCACCAGCUUUCCAGAUUAUGCGUCGUUGGCGCGUGAUGCCCAGUCGCUGCACCUUUGUGCCGAACGGACGUUCCUGCCUGUAUACGAUUCGCUCAAUCCCGAAGUAGCCAAAAAGGCUUCCAAGCCUUCGGAUACGGCAAUGAAUAUUGGUUCCAGCCGCGUCUCUCUCAUGUCUACCAGUUCUGAUAUUGCACCUGCAAGUGAGGUUACAGUCCCCUUGCCGAUCCACUGGUCCCAGUCUGACCCUUCCAAUGAGGAUGAAUCUGGCAUGGUACAUUUAGAAUUCGCACUGAAUGAAAGCCAGCUUCCACCAGUUUCAGGACCUUUCAAGCCCUCUGAGGCAGUUGAAGUUACAAUCACGCCGAAGCAAGUAACCGAAGGUCAGCAACAGACUUUGGAGGUUAUCCUAACCCAUUUUGAUGAAUCUAAACAAGAAAAGAACACAACACUCUUCAAGCACCAGUUAUACGGUUUUGUGGAGCCGGACGCCAUAUGGACCAUCUGUCGGGAAUCCACCAGUUUGGAGGUGAAUCUGCACAAGAAGCACACGUUGCAUUGGCCCCGGUUGAUACACGAUGUCGAAGUCGAUAAAAGAUUCGUCAAGCAUCGCACGAGGAACAUGUCAGCUAGUGAAGUGGAGCACUUUCAAGAGGGACCAAAGGCCACUGAAUCUGCGGAUACUGUCAGCAGUACGACUGGUUCAACACUGAGACCUGCCUUCAAUGUGGAACAGCUGGAAGAAGUUGAUUUCCCGUUAGACGAUGAGGAUGAUGAUCUUAUCUUGCAGCGCUUCGAUGCAAGAAACCUACAAGUUACGCAUCAGGCCGGUCUCUCGGGUCAUCCGUGGUUAUUCAAUGUCCACAUUGAACGAUCCAGUGAGUGGACUUGCACCUCUGCAAUCUGUUUGCGACAUGAUGUUGAUGGGGUAGUGUGGGUCCCCAAGAGCUCCCUCGGUGCUUCGGAAAAAUCUGGUGCUGACCCUUCGGCUCCUUUACCUUGGUACCAUGCCGCAACCCUACAAGCCUUUGGAUACGUCUUGGCAAGCAAGCGUGAUCAUAGAUUCGUCUCAUCACCAGCUUUGGUUCACGCUAAGCCUUUACCGUUUGUAGCUGUGGCUGACGCGGUAAAACGAGUUUAUGUUUACCGCCAAGGUGUCGCCGACGCUGGAUUUCCGAAUGGGGAUACUGAACUACGGCGGAGGAACGUCGAAGAAUCAGGGGACACGACCAAGAAAGUUCAUGUUGCUUGGCAGCACGUUGUAACGCUCCCAGUGGAGGACCCAAUUAUUGGUUUUCUUACGCUGGCUAAACCAUAUCCAACCUGUGUCGUCUGUACACAAGAUAAUGUGUAUCUUCUGUCUCUUGCUGGCUGACUUCAUUUUUCCGACGUGGUCGUGUUCAUCAGCGUAUCUGAUAUUUGUACACGCUCUUUGAAGGAUAAAUUAUUACUCACGGU
Opisthorchis viverrini is the source of this 2193-nucleotide messenger RNA. RefSeq lists its product as hypothetical. NCBI's taxonomy places the organism in Eukaryota, Metazoa, Platyhelminthes, Trematoda, Opisthorchiida, Opisthorchiidae. The record is from RefSeq and is a predicted model, not a curated record. The transcript is spliced from 7 exons. The coding region runs from base 383 to 2110 and encodes 575 amino acids.